Messenger RNA from Manihot esculenta (cassava), 1502 nucleotides. RefSeq names its product protein EXORDIUM-like 5. The record is from RefSeq and is a predicted model, not a curated record. Lineage: Eukaryota; Viridiplantae; Streptophyta; Magnoliopsida; Malpighiales; Euphorbiaceae. Bases 144 to 1202 code for a protein of 352 amino acids. The transcript has a single exon.
AGCUGUCUCCAGCCCAUUUCCCUCCCAUUUUCUCCAUUUUUCCCUCAACCUCUGCUCUCUUUAUAUAACCCCAUUUCUCUUCUUCAUUCCCUCACCAUCCACCAUCUCCACCUUCUCCGCCACACGCGCCACCGCAGUUCAAAAUGUUGCAGCCCCAUUUCUUGCUUUCUGUCGUUGGCUGCUUUAUAUUCUUUACAUCUAGCUAUGUUUAUGCUUCCACUUCUUCAAAUCCACCGCAGCUGCAGACCUUGAACACUAACCCAGAGUACAUCAACCCAAAGCUUCCCCCUAGAACCCUCUCCUCGUCCAAGAAAUUUGAGGGUUCUUCCGACUUGGUUCAGCUCCGUUACCACAUGGGUCCUGUUCUCUCUUCCUCCCCCAUCAACAUUUACCUUAUCUGGUAUGGUCGUUGGGCUGCUUCCCAAAAGCUCCUCAUUAAGGACUUCAUCAAUUCCAUUUCUCCUGCCACUGCUGCUGCUAAGCCUUCGGUCUCCGAAUGGUGGCGCACUGUCUCUCUUUACACAGAUCAAACCGGCGCCAAUAUCUCUCGUUCUGUCCUCAUCGCUGGUGAAUACACCGAUAAGGCCUACUCUCAUGGGAUCCACUUGACUCGUCUUUCCGUCCAGCAAGUGAUAGCCACUGCCGUGAAAUCUGCUCCUUUCCCAGUGGAUCACAAAAACGGGAUCUACCUGAUCCUUACAGCGCAAGACGUAACGGUACAGGACUUUUGUCGAGCAGUCUGUGGGUUCCAUUACUUCACAUUCCCAUCCAUGGUGGGUUACACAUUACCAUACGCAUGGGUUGGAAACUCAGGGAAACAAUGUCCCGAAGUUUGCGCCUAUCCUUUCGCAAUCCCAGGAUACAUGGGAGGAGGUGGGCCUGGAGCUUUGAAAUCACCAAACGGAGAUGUGGGUGUGGACGGUAUGAUCAGCGUAAUAGGGCAUGAACUUGCAGAGCUGUCUUCAAACCCAUUAGUAAACGCUUGGUACGCAGGCGAAGACCCAACAGCACCAACAGAGAUCGGAGAUUUGUGCGAAGGAUUGUAUGGAACAGGCGGCGGCGGAGGCUACAUAGGGCAAGUGAUGAGGGACAAGCAAGGAAGAACCUUCAACAUGAAUGGGAAGAGUGGAAGGAAAUUUCUGGUUCAGUGGAUUUGGAGCCCUGAGUUGAAGGCAUGUGCUGGCCCUAAUGCUUUGGAUUAGACCUCAUUCUUAGGAUCUUGCAAUAUAUAUAUAUAUAAAAUCAGAUUCUAUGCCUUUGAAUCUUGAGCUUCAUGGAAGCAAAUGGGGUUGCUGGGUAUGCAAAAAAAAAAAAAAAAAAAAAAAUUGUGGUGGUGAGAUUGGGGAUAGGGAGGAUAAGAUGAUGGGAUUUAUCAUCUUUCUCAUUUUUUUUAUUAUUUAUUUUUAAUUUAUAGAUAGUUUAGAUGUGUAAAGAAGGAGAAGAAGAAUGGUGUUGAUGUUAGAUUUUUCCACUUAUAGCAAUAAAUUUUAUUUAUAAUUUAA